CAGUGACGAGCCACAAUUCAGCUCUACUCAUCUGCUACAUUUUUCUCAUACAUUCUUUGAAAAAAGAUAGAAAAUAAUGAUGUUCUAGAUAUUUCAGGUUUUAUUUGUAGUAUAUAAACAAAUUAAAUUUUUGACUGGAUUUCAGUGAACGAUCAGAUCUUGUUUACAUACUAUAUAAACGGUUUAUAAAAAAUUGUAAAAUAUAUCUAAUUGUGUAUUAAGAUGUCUGCACCAACGAAAUUGUUAAAUGGUACUUUUAAAAUUCCUGUUGUUGGACUUGGUACAGGAGGCGCAGGACAUGAGACUGCUAACGAAGAAGCCUUAGAGACAGCAUUGGAAGUGGCCCUGGAAACAGGGUACAGGCACAUAGAUACAGCCUAUGCUUACAAAAACGAGCACGUUAUUGGAAAGGUACUAAAAAAAUGGAUUUCAUCAGGCAAAGUCAAGAGAGAAGAGCUGUUCGUUACUACUAAGUUACCUAUGGAAGCUGUAAACGCUGACAGAGUCGAACCAUAUUUGAAGAAAUCCUUGGAAAGACUUCAGUUGGAUUAUGUAGACUUGUAUUUGAUCCAUUUUCCGAUUUGUACCAAACAAAUUGACAUAUUUCAGAGUGCAAAAAUUGAAACUGAACCCACUGAUCACCUAGCUGUUUGGAAGAAAUUGGAAGAGCAAGUUGACGCAGGCAGGACCAAAACAAUAGGAUUAUCAAAUUUCAACGUUAAGCAAAUAGAAAGAAUUUUGAAAAAUGCUAGAAUCAAACCAGCGUGCCUGCAAAUAGAAAUUCAUGUUUUCCUUCCCCAAUAUGAACUGGUAAAAUAUGCUCAAGAUAAUGGUUUAGUAGUGGUCGGGUUUUCUCCUUUGGCCAACCCUGGAGCUCACGUAUUUUUCGAGAGAUUAGGAUUACCACACAAACAAUUGCCUAGCAUGUCAACCGAGCCCACAAUCAAUCGCAUAGCCCAGAAGCAUAAAAAAGGUCCCGCUCAGAUCAUGCUUAAAUAUCUACUCCAAAGAGACAUCGUCGUGAUCCCCAAGAGCAUAUCACCCAACAGAAUCAAAGAGAACUUUGAUUUAUUUGAUUUUACUUUAGAACAAACGGAUUUGGAUGAUUUGAAGAAACUUGAUCUUGGAGAAGAUGGUAGAGUCUUCGAUUUCGCUUUUUCAGAAGAGUUUCCGAAACAUCCUGAAUGGCCACUGGCUCCUAAAGAAAUCAAUACAUGCUAUCAGAUAGUACCGGUAAUAAUGGUGGUACCCAAUGCUUUGUUAUUAGGAAAAUAUGAGUUUCCUGUCGUCGGUUAUGGUACCUGGCAGUCCGACAAUGAAGAGGAACUUGAAAAAGCUUUGAACGCAGCUCUAGAAACCGGAUACAGACAUAUAGACACAGCUUACAUAUACAACAACGAGCAUAUCAUAGGGAAAGUGCUUCAACAAUGGAUAUCUUCAGGAAAACUCAAGAGAGAAGAACUAUUUAUAACAACAAAACUACCUAUGCAAGCUAUACAUGAAGAUAGAGUUGAACCAUUCAUAAAAGAAUCUUUGGAGAGGUUGCAGCUGAAUUAUGUAGAUUUGUACCUGAUCCAUUUUCCGAUAUGUACCAAACCUAGAGAACCAUACUCAAAAGUACCGUUCGAAGUUGACGACACAGAUCACAUAGCUGUCUGGAAAAAACUUGAGGAGCAGGUCGAUGCUGGAAGAACAAGAACCAUUGGCGUAUCGAAUUUCAACAUCAAACAAAUCGACAGGAUAGUGAAAAAUUCCAGAAUUAAACCUGCCUGUUUGCAGGUGGAAAUCCACGUGUUUUUGCAACAAAGGGAAUUGGUAGAGUUCGCUCAGAAGAACGGACUGGUUGUUGUAGCUUAUUGUCCAUUGGCUAAUCCUGGAAUCAAUAAAUUCUACAAGAAGUUAGGACUGCCAGAAAAAGAAUUACCAAGCAUGCUUACCGAUGCCACCAUCCAAAAAAUCGCCAAGAAGCAUAACAAGACUCCCGCUCAAAUCAUGCUGAAGCAUUUGCUCCAAAGGGACAUUGUCGUCAUACCAAAGAGUGUCACUGUGAGCAGGGUAAAAGAAAACAUUAAUUUAUUCGACUUCACACUAGACAACGAAGAUAUUGAAGCAUUGAAAGGUCUUGAUGUUGGAGAACCAGCUAGAGCAUGCGAUUUCUCAUUUGCAAAAGCGUGA
Molecule: messenger RNA, 2175 nt
Organism: Sitophilus oryzae (rice weevil)
Lineage: Eukaryota; Metazoa; Arthropoda; Insecta; Coleoptera; Curculionidae
Exons: 12
Coding region: 223-2175 (650 amino acids)
Cellular component (GO): cytosol
Molecular function (GO): aldose reductase (NADPH) activity
Source: RefSeq, a predicted model, not a curated record